AUAGUAGGUACCCUUAUUACAAACCUAAUAAAUACCGAGAAUUUGUCAUAUCAGGGCAACACAACACAGCGUGAAAAAACUUCUUCAAUCAAUCUUCCUCCUUCCGCAACCAAAACAUAAACCCUUCUACUGCAAAUCAAAAUCAAAAGAAAUUUUAGAAAGUAGUAUAAAGCAUUGUGACUAGAACUGAUUCUAUAACAAUGGCAUUAGCAAGGAUUGCUAGAAGCAACCUGAGAAGAUCAGGUGUUUCUGUUGGAAGUAAUGUACAUGAGAAGAAUAUGUUCAAUGAGAGAACAUAUACAACCAAAGGCUCCUUACCUUCCCAUGUAGAUGGACCAUUUUCGUAUAUUUCUCGAAAUAAGGAACAGAACAACAUGAAUUUUUCGAAGAGGGGAAUCACAGGAACUGCAUUCCAUCAGCUCCCUAACACACAAAGAGUUGUAGAGGAAUCUGAGUCAGAGUUCGAAGAUGAUCCGACAAGAUAUGCAGGACUAGAGGCAACAAAACCAGGUGAAAAGCCUAGAGUGGUUGUUCUCGGUACCGGUUGGGCUGCUUGUCGGUUUCUUAAAGGGCUAGACACAAGGAUUUACGAUGUUGUCUGCAUAUCACCAAGGAAUCAUAUGGUUUUCACUCCUUUGUUGGCUUCAACAUGUGUUGGUACUCUUGAGUUCAGGUCUGUUGCUGAGCCUGUUGGUAGAAUACAGGAUGCACUAGCAAAGGAACCCAACUCAUACUUCUUUUUAGCUUCCUGCACUGGAGUCGACACAAACAAACAUGAAGUUUACUGCGAGGCAGUUACCAACGGUGGAUUAUCUAAAGAGCCUUACCAAUUCAAAGUUGCAUAUGACAAGCUUGUAAUUGCAGCUGGAGCUGAGCCUUUAACUUUUGGUAUCAAGGGAGUAAAGGAACAUGCUUUUUUUCUUCGUGAAGUGUAUCAUGCUCAAGAAAUAAGGAAGAGACUUCUCCUUAAUCUGAUGCUUUCUGAAAAUCCAGGCAUAUCAGAAGAAGAAAAGAAACGUCUGCUGCAUUGUGUAGUUAUUGGAGGUGGUCCUACAGGAGUGGAAUUUAGUGGUGAAUUGAGUGAUUUCAUCACUAGAGAUGUUCGUGAGCGCUAUACUCAUGUCAAAGAUUACAUUCAUGUCACACUCAUUGAGGCAAAUGAGAUACUUUCAUCCUUUGAUGUUGGCCUUCGACAGUAUGCUACGAAGCACUUGACAAAGUCUGGAGUUUGUCUUAUGCGGGGUGUUGUGAAGGAGGUGCAUCCCCAAAAGAUAGUUUUGAGUGAUGGAACUGAAGUUCCUUAUGGUCUCUUGGUUUGGUCCACAGGAGUUGGACCCUCUGAGUUUGUCAAAACACUGAAUCUUCCAAGCUCUCCAGGUGGAAGAAUUGGCGUUGAUGGAUGGAUGCGUGUUCCAUCUGUGGAAGAUGUCUUUGCACUUGGGGAUUGUGCUGGUUUUCUUGAACAAACUGGAAGGCCAGUCCUUCCAGCUUUAGCUCAGGUUGCUGAAAGACAAGGGAAGUUCCUUGUAGAGUUGUUCAACAAAAUUGGGAAGCAGAAUGGAGGAAAGGCUUUGUCUGCAGAUGGCAUCACACUUGGAGAACAAUUUGUGUAUAAACAUAUGGGGAGCAUGGCAUCAGUAGGUGCCUAUAAGGCACUUGUUGAUCUACGACAAUCCAAGGAUGCAAAGGGAUUGUCACUUGCUGGUUUUGUCAGCUGGCUGAUAUGGCGUUCUGCGUAUCUUACACGUGUGCUGAGCUGGAGGAACAGGUUUUACGUGGCAGUAAACUGGGGAACUACUUUUGUCUUUGGCAGAGACAACAGCAGGAUAGGUUGAAUUUUGGCUGCAACAUUCUAACCACAAAAUCAAUCCACUUUUUUGACACAUUAUUUUGGUUGAGUGGUCAGCCUAUGCAUUCUUUUUUUCUUUCUCUGUAUUCACUAUAAAACUUAUAUCAUAUCAUGAUGAUAUAAAAAAGUUGGAUUGGAUAAAUAUGAUACUUUACCAGAAUUUGUUUUUCAUGUUUUA
Molecule: messenger RNA, 2027 nt
Organism: Medicago truncatula (barrel medic)
Lineage: Eukaryota; Viridiplantae; Streptophyta; Magnoliopsida; Fabales; Fabaceae
Product: internal alternative NAD(P)H-ubiquinone oxidoreductase A1, mitochondrial
Exons: 9
Coding region: 201-1835 (544 amino acids)
Cellular component (GO): mitochondrion
Molecular function (GO): NADH dehydrogenase activity
Source: RefSeq, a predicted model, not a curated record